Messenger RNA from Pieris brassicae (large cabbage white), 2982 nucleotides. RefSeq lists its product as uncharacterized. Lineage: Eukaryota; Metazoa; Arthropoda; Insecta; Lepidoptera; Pieridae. The coding region runs from base 176 to 1570 and encodes 464 amino acids. The record is from RefSeq and is a predicted model, not a curated record. The transcript is spliced from 7 exons.
GCGGUCGCGUUGCCACGGUAACGGCUUUCCGAGUAAAUUUUUCCGUAUUCGUUUGGUUUGAAAAUGUGUUAAUAUACAAGUGACAGUUGAUGGAUUGGAAUAUGAGCAAUGGUUUGUGUACAAAUGGAAUGGCUCUAAAAAGUAGAAGCGGCGUGUGGGCAGCGGCCAUGGCGAGAUGAGCGCGCCGCUGUCUGCCGCCGAGGCGCUUUCCUCUCUGCUGUGGCAGCCCUACGAUUGUCGUUCUCCGCCUCUUGCGCGAUCACGAACCGAUGGCGCUCUCUCUGGAAUUCAGGGCUGUCAAGGCAGCCCUACGCGCGUGUGGUUUAUCGCGGGGGACGAGGCAUGCCAGUCGCCGAACGGCGGUCGUCAUGCGCGCGCGUCGUUGUCAAUAUUACCAGAGAUGCGGCUGCCAGUGCCGGCGCCCGCUCCGUUGCGAAAAUCCGACUCAGUGUCAGUGCGCGUACCUGGCGAGCCCAGUCAUGUGAACAUAGUGCAAGUUUCGCCAUUAAAUGUAAACAGUGCCGUGCAAACGGAAGCCGAGAGGAAUGUCGUGAGUGCCGAGUGCCAGACUGAGGAGCCACGACGGCGGCGAGCCCGCCGGAGCAGGGCUCCGCGGGCCCCAGAGGAAGCCCUGCCUCCACCUCCAUACAGCACGCUGCCUCCCGUACACCCUGUGUGUCCUGUGCCCGUACCCCAGGUACCGGCACCCAUCGUUGCCCCACACCCACCAGCACAUCGGUUCCCUUUUCAACCAGUUCCACUAAGCAGAUCUGGCAGAGGUGCAGCCUACGCGUGUUCAGAGGCGGAAGGAAAUGCUCCAAAGUCGUGCUGUGGACGCCCACCAUUAAGGCUCUGCGUGCUCUUCUUGGGGGUAGUUGGAGCGUGCUUGGUGGCAGCUGGUGCCACCUUGGGAGCUUUAAGACCCCAUCCGACACCACUCACAUUGAUACUGCUUAUGAUAGGUAUUGGCGUGGUAUUAGUGACAGCAGCAGGUCUGGCGUGGCGUCUCGGUGCCCGUGACGCCCCAUGCGCCCUGUUCGGUAUCCGAAGGGCGUCAUGUCGACGGCUGGUCCCACGUCUGCCUCCAAGUUACGCCAGACCCCAUCAUCCGUAUGCCGCAAUGCUGUACCCAGAGUUUCACUAUCGGCCGCCACCACCCACCUAUCAGGCGUCCAUGCAAGAAUAUAGACUCAGGCUACUUCUCCUAGAUAGAAGUGCUCCAGUGGUGUCGCCACCUCCGACCUACCGGUCAAACUCAGCAAGUCUAGUCAGAGGUUCGACGGGAGCCGGUUGGUGCGGCUCUGAAUACAGCGGUCCACCGUCCUAUCGCACGCCUCGUACAGACCCACCGGCCACGGAUAAUAUUCCCACAAUCACCACAGACCUGAAAUAUACAAACGACAUAGAACCAACGAGAAUAGAGCCACAAGAACAAGAGAAGGAUCCAGAACAUCUCGUCACAAUAGUUCAUACAGACGCUCAGCCUGUCAUUGUGACAGUUUCUGGGUCCACAGCGUUAAAUGAGUCUCAGGUUCCACCUUCAGAAAUUGAUAUACUAGCGCACUUAUAACGAAAUGAACGAGAAUGAACGAAUAGUGUUGUGAACGAACGCUGAAUGAAGUGAUUUAUUGGUGCCCUAUUGUUCUUAAUGGUUUAUACAUAGAUUGGUUUAUUUGUAGUUAAGAUUGUGAAUGCUAUGUAUGUUUAAAUUCAAAUUGCAGGCACGCUGUUUUUGGUUGGGUAGUUGGCAAAACAACAGCACGUUGUCACGUUAAGCCCCUCUAUAUUAUUAUAUUUUCAUAUAUUUCAAUUGUUUUCUUGAAACUAUUUUAAGAAAGGGCAUUAUAUCGAUUUCAAAAUAAUGUAUUAAAAAUUAUUAUACGGCUAGUCGUGAGCUUUGACAGUUUUAGUUUCAAUAAAUAAUUUUAGGCAAACGCAGUGUUCACGUAUGUUUUAGAGAAUUUUUAUCACAGACAUACAUAGCAUUUACAAUUCUAUAUAUUGCACUAUCAAUCGUACCUUAUAUAGUUAUAACUUGUAAAUAAAGGCUUUGUUUCAUAAAAUUAAUGUGCCGUGUAUAUAAGUUAUGUUAAUACAUACUUAGUUGUAAUAAGACGGAGAUAUAAGAACAAAAUACCAAAUCUCACCACAAUGUACAAUUUGUAUUGUUAUUAGAGUGCCUCGUACCAAUGUUUAAUAAUUAUUUCUUUUGUAUAUAACACUGUUUUUCAUUAGAUAAUUUAAAAUUUUCGAAUACGAACAAUGGUUUAAAGAUACGACUUGUUUAUGGUUUAAAUAUAUCUGUGCUUUUAAACGUAUAAAUUUAUAAUCUGUACAAUAACUUCUCUUGUGUAGUCUGCAGGUUUGCCAUUACAAAAUAUGCUUAUAUUUAUUAUCUGCAAUUUAUUAAAGAAUGAGGAUUGAAAGUACCUAAGAUUCAUUAAUAUGGAGUUUAGUUUAAUAGAAGUUUUACUAUCGUACUGUGUUAUUAUUUUAAUGUAAUAAAUAAAAGAUUUCAGAUAUUAGAAUUUUAUCAAAUUAACAAGUAAUAUAAACAACAUUAUUAGAUUUCUGAACGAUAAAUAAAUAAACAUCAACUAAUUAAAUGUGUCCGUUAUGAUUUCAAAUUAACGAUUAAAUAAGAAAUGCAUUUUUGAACAUCAAAGUUUUUUGUCUUGUCUUUCUGAACCGUUUAUCUUUGUUUAUAAUUGCAAUAUUAUUAUUAGUUUAAGGAUUUUUUAACAAUAUAAUUACCUUUUAUUUAUAAAGACAUCAGUUUAAUUACACUGUUCUAAUCUAGAAUUCAUCGGUCUUCUGUCACAUUUAUUCACGCUAUGUUGAAAAGAGACAGGUUCAGUUUAAAUAGUGUGGUGAAACUGAUUUAGUUUUUAUGAAUAAGGGGGUUAGUAUCUAAUUAUGUAACUAAUAUUUUGUAAAUAAUGUUAUCUGUAUUAUAAGAAAAACAAUAAAAGAUUUUAAGUU